UCUGAGUGAAAUAUAAUACAAGACCUAGUUUUGGUAUUUAAAAAGUUCAAGGAUAAAAAAGUGAUUAAAGAAAAAAUGUCUAUUAAAAUCAACAUACUAGGACUUACUUUAUUAAUAGUAAUUUUCUUAACUUGUGUAUUUGGUGAGAACACUGGAGAAAUAGUUAAAAAUAAUGGAACACAACAGUUAACGGAAACAGGACGAAGACAUCAUGGAUUUGGACUUCAUAAAUUGUGGGGAGUAUAUGGACUGCAUGCCUUAGGAGUAUUAUAUUGGCUUAAAGUGAAAGCUAUUGUGGUGGCAUUUAUUGUUGGAACAGCAAUAGUUUGGGGAUUCAAGUGGUAUAAAGGGGGACAUGGUUGUUCAGAUAUAAUCCAUGAUUCACCAUUAAUAUCCUAUGACCAUGGUCCAGCAUGGUCAAGUGGCCCUCAUGACCAUAUUCCCUACUCGCUGGAUCAUAAUCCUUUUGAACAUGAUGACCAUCAUCAUGGACAUGAACACUUCACAUCCUCUGACAUUGUCAGUGAUAGUUUUCCAGCGUCGGAUAAUGGACCCUACAGUUCAUAUUCUGGAGCCUACUCCGACGUCCCACCAGUACCAACUGCACCAUCAUCAUCAGGUGGAACUGGUGAGCAUAGCAGGCAUCGAAGACAACUUGAUACAGAAGAGCAAGUAAGUGAUAUAGUCUUUGCAUUUCUGGGAAUCACCAACAAUGGCUGUCGUCGUCGAUUUAUUUGUGAAAUGGAAUUCCGUUCUAAGGCGAAUCCAUUCACUCGAAUUGCAUUUGGUAUUAUGGGACGUGGACUAUUCUCAAGAUAUAUGAAUAAAUUGAAUGUCAAUGGACGAGCUGCGUCUUUUCGACAAUGUGCUGAUGUCAAUCCAGAUUGUGUUUUGAUGGAAGAGGAUAUAAUUGACGAUGAAGAAAAUCAAGUGUCAUCACAUCAGGAAGAUGGAUCAGAAGGACGAAGUUUAAUAAAAGGACAACAUGACAGCGAAAAAAAUUUAAAAACAGAACAAAGUUCAAAGUCAGAAUCUAGAGAUCCCAUUGUGCAUGGGAUUUUCUCCAGAGUUCAAUCAACUAACUAGAAAAAUUAUCGGUCAUCAUAAUUAUCACAACUUUCGUUUUUCAAUAUCGUAACUAGGUAUUUUGUAUAUGCUGCAUAUACUCGUAUUGUAGGUACACUUUCACUCUUUAUUUUUUUUAUUUGUUGAAGAAUGUAAGAUAAUUUGUAAACCACGAUUAGGAAACAAGAUUUAAAAUGAUGGUAAACAAAAUGUGGAGGCUGUAAGUCUUUAUAGAAAUUAAUUUACCUUUCACAACAUGUAUAGUAGAAUUUAUUUAUUUUAUAUUAUUUAUUUUACUGUAAGUA
Eupeodes corollae is the source of this 1370-nucleotide messenger RNA. RefSeq lists its product as uncharacterized. The record is from RefSeq and is a predicted model, not a curated record. The coding region runs from base 76 to 1086 and encodes 336 amino acids. NCBI's taxonomy places the organism in Eukaryota, Metazoa, Arthropoda, Insecta, Diptera, Syrphidae. The transcript has 4 exons.